Molecule: messenger RNA, 4834 nt
Organism: Silurus meridionalis
Lineage: Eukaryota; Metazoa; Chordata; Actinopteri; Siluriformes; Siluridae
Exons: 30
Coding region: 174-4820 (1548 amino acids)
Cellular component (GO): cytoplasm
Source: RefSeq, a predicted model, not a curated record
CAAGAACUAGAGCCUGUUUUAGAACUUCCACGUGUGGCUCACAACAGAAGGGGCCAGGUCAGCCUGUAACAGAAAACUUCAUGGGAGGGAGUGACCGGUGGAGUGACUUGUGGAUGUUAUAUUGGCAACAGUCUAAUACAAGAGAUCUGCAUGAACAACGCUGAGAAAAAUCUAUGCAGAUGGAGCAGGCUAGUAACAAUGAGAAGAAAACUUUAGAUGCAAAAGAUGCACAAUCGACUGUCUUCUGUAAUAUUGUGGCACAGGGAGGCACUGUAUUUGCUCCAAUUAUUCAUAAUGUACAGGGAGCAAGUGGCAUUUAUCUCACACAAAAUGUAGGUGCAAACAUAUCUGAAGCUGGGGCCAAAGAUACAGCCUCAGUGAUUACAGAUUAUAAGGAGUCAGUAUUGUCAACAUAUGCAUACACUAGGGAAUAUACCUCCUGUCCUGGUGAGCAUGUGCUUCUAGCAGACCGUUAUGUUGAUCCUCUGAUCAUUCAAAGCACCAGAGUGAAGAAACAGAGGGAAAAGGAAAUGCGCACCAAAGGAAAUAAAUUGUUCAACCUCAAUACAUAUGAUGCCAAUCAAAGCAUUAGUAUUGAUAACUUGUUUAGGGAAGAGGAUGGUCCAGCAAAGAAAUGUCCAAAAGCUGUCAUUCUCCAAGGAAAUUCUGGAAAUGGAAAGUCUUUCAUAGCACAAAAAAUCAUUCUGGACUGGGCUGAGGGAGAUCUCUUUGCAGGGAUUUUUGAUGUAGUCUUUCACCUUAGAUGCUCAGAGCUUAAUGGAAUUUCAGGAGACAUACGGCUGGUGGAACUUCUAAACUGCAGUGAAGAAAUGAAUCAGAUAUUUAAGGAUAAAGAUAAAAGAAUUCUUUUCCUGAUUGAUGGAUUUGAUGAACUCAGAUGUUCUCUACCUAAAAAGGCAUUGCCUGUCCGAGUUGAUAUCCAGGCUAAACCUGAAGCCAUCCUGAGCUCCCUGUUGAUGGGAAUCAUGCUAAGAGAGUCCUUCCUGCUGGUCACUACAAGAUCAACAUCUACAGAAAAAUUAUCAAAACUGCUCAAGUGUCCACACAGCUUCAGGGAGAUAAUGGGCUUUUCUAAGAAGGGAGUUCAAGAAUACUUUCAGAAGUUCUUUGAGGACAAGGAACUUUCAACCCAAGUGCAUGAACAAGUAAAGACACAUGAUGUUCUCUACACAGCUUGCUUCAGCCCUGUAAUGUGCUGGCUCAUCUGCAAUGUCUUUAAGCAAAAGGCUGACAUGGGCGCAAGAAUGAAACAAUUGAAAAGUACCACAUCAAUUUUCAUUGAUUUUGUGUUCAUCCUACUGGAACAUCACUGCCAGGAUUUAAAUCAAUCUCAGAAGUUCAUCCUGCUGAAGAACCUUGGCCAGUUAGCUGAAGAAGGAAUGCAGAAAGGCAAAAUACUAUUUGAAAGGCAUUUUGUUCCUGAGCUGAUCUUAAAUCUGGUUGGGAUCCCUUUCCUCUGCACUUUUCAAUACAAAGCGGGAGCACACAUUAAGGAAAUGUUUAGCUUUUUGCAUCUUUGCUUUCAAGAGUUUUUUGCAGGGCUCUUCUACAUCUUACUUGACAACAAAGAGUGCAAGAUAAAAAUCAAGCAAUUGCUAUCAUCUGUUUCAGAUGGGUUUCACUAUUCCCAUCUUUUACCAGUCAUCCGAUUUCUUUUUGGAUUCUGCAACAAGAAUGUGACGAACUUGAUCAAUGAAAAACAUCAACACACUGUGUCUCAAGAAAUCAGUUCCUCGCUAGAAGAAUGGAUACAAACAUUUGUAAGACAGAGAAAAAGCAGACCAUAUAGCAGUUUUAUUAUUCACUGCUUGUAUGAGGUCAAAGACCAAAACCUUGUGAGAAAUGUUAUGAAAUGUUGGGAAACAAAUGAAGACGGCAUUAACAUUUUUCUGAGUUCUUCACAGAUGACAGAGUACCAUGCAGCAGCAUACUGUCUACAGUUCUGUAGAAAUAUCAGAUACCUGAGUCUGCAUGCAAGUUCAGUGCACAUUCUGAAUAUGUUGGAAGAAACACUAAGCAAAUGUUCCACACUAGAGUUGACAGUAAACAGUAUGUCAGAUGAUGAUGUGGACUAUCUGAUCUCAGCUAUGAGAAAAGGAAGAAAACUGAAAUACCUAAGGAUCGAAGAUAGCAGUCUGUCUGACCACAGUAUACAGAUGAUCAUGCGAACUCUGAACAAACGGAGAUCAGUUACUGACAUUUAUCUCACAGUAAAAGCCAUUAAUCACAUCAACACUGAAAUCCUCAUGAACUUUUGCAAAAGUCUGAAGGAUGAACAACAUUUCAGAAUGAAGUUGGCUACUUCAGAGAACAAUGAAGAGAGCCUUUGCUUAUGUUAUGCAGUAGAAUGUUACGGCAAUGAUUUUUGUUCCAGGUACCAAAUAACCAUUGGUCACCACGAUGUGCAUUCUUCUCUGAAAUCUGGACUGGGCCUUGUGAACAUCUCAGUGGGCGUUGACUCAUUGACAUACCACAAUGACAUAAAAAAUAUCCUUUGGAUAUCAUACAAUCUGAGAGAAUUUGAAAGUCCUGUGUUUGAAGAGAAUGUAGCAGCACUUCUGUCUGUUCUCCAUUCCAUACCUGGGCUAAAACAAGUGAAUCUGUCUGCUGAGAAUUUGAGCAUGAAAAGUGCUGCAAAGAUCCUGUCAUUUUCUCAAGAGAGACCUAAAUUUGAACCUGAUUUCUUCAGGUGUGAUGUGGAGCACCUCAAAUGUAUCGAUGAUGAGAAUGUUUGCUCUUUGUCAUUGUCCACACAGAAUAGAGAUUACUGGGAUUGUGUGGUGCUAAAUCUGAAUUUAAUGAAUUACCGAUCAAGUCUUCAGGAUGCACAUAUGAAGGAAUCCAAACCAAUACUUCCGGAUUUCUCACUGAGGUUUUCUUUUAUGGAGGGUGCCACUGUUAACUGGGAAGGUUUAUUUGAAACGUGUAGUGAACUGAUGACUUCAAAACAAAGAACAAGUUUUUUUUUGGACAAGCAAAUGGACACACUCUUGUCACUACUACAGUCUGUGCCAUUUUUGAAUGAUCUUUACAUACAUUUGGAAAGCCUACCUGAGAAAUGGGCAGUUGGUGUGAUUUAUUUUCUCCAGGCCUGUUCUAGUCUAGGCAUUUUUCAAUUGAGCAUGGGCAGUGAAGGUGAAACUCUGGGAAUAAUCAAAGGAACAGAUUCUUCAUGGUCAUCUGAGAAAACAUAUAUGACUUUUGGAUGCAGUCAUCUUGGUUAUAAUUAUCAUGGCUUGACAUCAACAAAUUGUGAUAAGCACAGUGUGCUUCCCUGUAUCAUGCUCACCAUGAGAAACAAUACCAAAUUCUGCACUGAUUCUUGGGACACAUUUUUCCAUCAUUACAACCAACUUAAAACCAUGACUAAACUCUGUCUAGAGUAUGAUCAGAGCUUGGAUGUAGUAUUAUCCCAUAUAAACACUAUUCCUGCACUGGAGAAGGUAGAGAUGGCAUUGCAGUUCUUGACAGUUCAUGGUGCUUCGAGUAUUCUGCACCUUAUUCUGACCUCGUCCAGUCUGUAUAAGAUUGAUGUUGUGCUGGCAAUGUGGGACAUGACGGAUUUUGAGAAUGACAGUCAAGACUGGAUGAGUUUCCAGGGUGAGAGUGAUGGAGAUAGCAACUGUUCAGACCUCAGUGGCUCAAAUACAGCGACAGAAUUUAGUGUCCAGGGUGAGAGUGAUGGAGAUAGCAACUGUUCAGAUUCUAGUGGCUCAAAUAGAGCGACAGAAUUCAGUUUCGAAACUGAAAAUUAUGAACUGGAUCUCUGCUCAAAGUUAAGAAUAAGGAAAACCAUCGAAAAUAAAUUCAAGUUGUCUUUGAGAUGUAAUAGCUCUGAUCCUGACACAAAAGCAGUUUUUGCAUACAUUUCACUCACUUUGUCUAAAACAUCAAAUGAAACAGAAAUCAUUUGGAGAAACUUCUUUCAGUCGUUCUAUGAGACUAAAGGAUUAACAAAAAGAUUUAUUUCACAUCACAGAGACAACACGUACUUUGAUGAGAAAUUGAAUGCCUUGCUGUCUUUCUUGCACAAUUUACCUGGACUGGAGAAUGUGGAAUUCGGUACACACAGUCUAAAUGAAAGCUGGGUUUCUUGGAUCUUCUCUCUCUCUCAUAAAAACCCCAACAUUUUUAGUAUCUGUCUGCUGUUGGAACAGAAUGAGCAAGAUGAUAACAAUGCCUGUUCAUCUUUAACCAUUAAAAGAAACUUCACAGAUGCCAUGAUUACUGUGAAAGUAGAUUUGCUACAGAACACCAUACCAUCCCUCAUUCAUCUCAAGUUACCAUGUGCUGAGAUCUGCAACAUUGAUGGUGCUGGUCUGCUUUACAGACUGAGGCACCUUAGGAAUUUAAAUGACACCUCCCCAGAGUAUGAUAUGCAAAUGAGUGAGCUGAUCUCAUUUCUCCACUCUGUUCCUCAACUUCAGAAAGUGAAAUUGAGAAUUGAGAACUUAACUACAGCCUGGGUUAAAAGGAUCCUUUCUCUUAAAACCUGUCACAGUCUUACAAAGAUUCUGGUGACUACCUCAUUAAGCAACAUUUUAGUGGAGAAGGCAAUUUCAGAACUUGAAUAUAAAUGGACACGUCAUGACUGUGUUGUGGUUAUCAGGGGAUGGAGAUGCAACAAUCCCAUUGCUACAUGUUCACAUCGAAACUUUCAUCAAGAAUGCAACAAAGAAGUGAAUCUUUCAUUCUGUGGAGGCCAUUGUUCGAUAGUACCCAUACAAGAUAUAUACUGUGAGAAAGCAGAGAAACGGUUUAAGAGCUAUUCCGACGUUUAUGCUGAUACAGAAGAUUAAAUGGCUUUAUUAUU